CAGAGUGGCGGCGGAAUUCGAUAGGCCAGCUCGCGAUCGCGCCUUUUUUCAUUUAUUAAACACCAGAAGAAAGCACAUUUCUCAUUUUAUUACAGACAAAUAAAUACGUUCGUAUAUAGUUGCUACUUUACAUUUCACAACUGCUAGUCCAUACAGAUAACGGGAAUCGGAAAUAAGUGCAUCAUAUAUAUGUAUGUGUACAUACACAUACGUAUGUGAUAUAUACACAAGUGUGUUGAAGUAUCGUUUUUAUUUGCGUAUCGUAACAGGCUUGUAUAAAUUUAUCGUUAAACAAUAUUAAUAAUCGUUCGAGAAUCGUUCGAAAUACAUUUAGAUAAAUAAAUAAACAAAUGAACCAAGUCUGGAAGAAGGGAAUGAUAAAUUAAUUAAAAUAGAACCGGUGCUUCUAACUCUGUAGUAAAUUCUUUUUUCUGUAUUAAACAGACGGGUGUAACAUUAUUAACGAUAACGGUAUUAAUGACAAUAAUAAAUAAAUAAUGCUUCUUAUUGUAUUGAACGUGAAGAGUGGUUAGUGCUAUAUUAAUAUACAGUAAUAGUAGAACCGAGCGAUCGUAUCGCGAGUGGCAGUAAUCGUAAUGAAAAUAAAGAUUUUUCUACUUCGUUGACUGCUCAGUUUUUGAGAGAUCGAUUAAAAAAAAAUAAAAAAUAACUCACCAAAGGAAAGAGGAAGCGAUUGUCUUUCGUGUCGACAGAAAAGUAAAUUAAUGCGGUAGUAAAUAUAACGCAACAACUUGAUAUUGAAAUAUACAAAUUCAUAAAAAAAAAAGUCGAGAUAAAUUGAGGAAAAGAUAAUGACGAACGGACGUGAAAUGUCAGCGUCACUUCGUACCCUCCGGCUUGCCGGAACGCUGAUUAUCAUGCUGGUUUGUUGCACUGCCCUUUGUAAUGCCGAAGCGGAAGCUGCACCUGUUGUAUCGGAAACUGGAGCCAUGCGGUACCUGUCCCAGUUUGGGUAUCUCCCGCCAGCGAAUCCAGCCAGCGGAGGAAUCAUAUCCGAGGAUACCCUCGCCAAAGCUAUUGCUGAAUUUCAAUCUUUUGCCGGGAUAAAUAUAACUGGUAACUUGGACGGUGAAACAGCUCAUCUAAUGUCCUUGCCGCGUUGUGGCGUAAAGGAUAAAGUUGGUCCAAGCACAGACGGCAGGUCAAAGAGAUACGCUCUUCAAGGGUCCAGAUGGAAGGUUAAGCGACUGUCAUACAAGAUCAGCAAGUACCCUAGACUCCUUGACAGAACGGCCGUGGACAAAGAAAUCGCUAAGGCAUUUUCUGUGUGGUCCGAAUACACAGACUUGACAUUCGUGCCGAAAAGCGGACAGGUGCACAUCGAGAUCAGGUUUGAGCGUGGAGAGCACGGUGACGGAGAUCCUUUCGAUGGUCCUGGAGGCACCCUGGCCCACGCCUAUUUCCCGGUUUACGGAGGAGACGCUCACUUCGACGACUCCGAACACUGGAGCAUUGACAGCUACCGCGGGACAAACCUCUUCCAAGUUGCGGCCCACGAAUUCGGCCAUUCCUUAGGCCUCAGCCACAGUGACAUCAAGUCAGCCCUCAUGGCACCCUUCUACAGAGGAUACGACCCUCACUUCAUGCUCGACAGCGAUGACAUCCAAGGCAUACAGGCUCUCUACGGACCGAAAACUGAGGACUCGGGAAGCGGGACAAAGCAUCACCACACGACGAUUGCUCCACCGGGAGAAGAAGACCCUCAACUAUGCACGGAUCCCCAAAUCGAUACGAUGUUCAAUUCCGCAGAAGGCCACACUUACGCGUUCAAAGGUGAGCAUUACUGGAAGCUGACGAGCGACGGAAUCGCAGCUGGGUAUCCAAAACUCAUCAGCACAACCUGGCGGGGUCUUCCGGGCAACAUUGACGCUGCCUUUACGUACAAAAAUGGCAAGACAUACUUCUUCAAGGGCUCCAAGUAUUGGAGGUACGUGGGGAGGCGAAUGGACGGAGCUUACCCGAAAGAAAUAAGCGAAGGCUUUACCGGAAUUCCGGAUAACAUUGACGCGGCUACAGUUUGGACUGGAAAUGGAAAGAUUUACUUCUACAAGGGUACGAAAUUCUGGAGAUUCGACCCGGCCCAAAAACCUCCGGUGAAGAGCACGUAUCCGAAAUUGAUUUCGAACUGGGAAGGUCUUCCGGACAAUAUAGAUGCCGCUCUUGCGUAUCACGGCUAUACAUACUUUUUCAAAGGUGGCGCUUACUACCGAUUCAACGAUCGGACAUUCUCGGUGGAUCAGGCGGAUCCGGCUUUCCCGCGGGCGAACGGAUAUUGGUGGUUCGGGUGCCGGUCGGCGAGCAAAGGGACGCUAGGUAAUGUGCAGUGGUUAGGGGAAACCCCUUCCGUAUUAACCAAUGGCAACCUGGAGGAGGUCGGUGGCGACCUUCUCGGCGAUGAGGACGUCCACGGAGACGUCGGUGACAUCAUUUUAGACGCAGGAGGAACCGACGAGGAACUAGCGACGUCAUCGAAUCAGGACUCGGCGAGUUCGUCGGCUCCGGGGGGCGGCCAUCUUGUAAACGGAAAUCCAACAUGGCGGGGAGCAACCGCGCUCGCAGUAGUUCUCAUCGCAAAGUUUUUGACCGGUUCAUAGCUUCCAGCGUGGUAGAAUUCGUUCUUCGUAUAACGUUGUGCGGAGUGAAGAAGAAUCGAAACAACUUACGAUCUCAACUUGGACUCGAGAUGUGUGACAAAGUGAGAUGUCUAGCCAACAUCCCAAUAACGACCGUUGACGGGACCAAGACAGUUUGAAUUUCGAAUUUCAAAUUCAAAAUGCGCGGUAUAUCGACGUCGAUACCAUUGUAACCCAGAAACGCAGGUUGCAGGAACCGCAAGGUAAAUAUAAAAAACCGAAAAUCGAUAUUGGUGCAAAGAUUCUUAGAAAUUAAUCGUAAACAAGUUCAGACGUUCCUCAAAAAUAUACCAUGAUUUCGGACAGUUCUCAGGAAGAAUGAAUUCUAACUGAAAAAAUCUGGACAUACCUGUAAUAAAGAAAACUUUCGUAAGUUUUCAGAAAAUAUCACCGUUUUCUCGUAAAUCUGGUGAAGUUAUUUUUUUUUCUACAAAAAUUGAUAUACUUCUACAAAAUUCCUAGGAAUUAUCAGGAUUUGUCCAAAGAUUUAUCAGAAAAACUGGGAAACUGUUGGAAAUUCACAUUUUGAGUAAUUUUGAAGACAUUUGCGAAUGUUUUGAAAAAUAAUUUUUGGCAGGCUCGAUCGAAAUCGAAAAUCGAACGUUAGAUAAAUCUUCUGUCCUUGAAUCGCACAACAAUUUCAUUUUAUUUCAAAGAAUCAUCAAAUUCCAGAAAACAAACAAUUAUACUCAUUGUGAUGAAGUAAUUAGCUUCUGUUUCCAGUCGAUUAGCACAUUACAGUAACGAACUUUGCUCUUUUCAAUACUGCCAAGAAGCUGUGUGAGUCGAAAAAAAUUGGUUAUAAACUAUUCAAAUUAUAUGUACUAGUAGACGAAUCUCGCGGUGGUAAAAAUAAUAACAAAAACAUUAUACUACAAUGAACUACUAACUGUGCGGUUCGAGCAUGAAAUUUCAGUUUCUGUAUUAUACAAUUCAAACUAUAUAAGCUAUGUACAUAUUGCUCAGUCAGUGAUAUUUUUAUGUAACAUAUUACAAUGUCAUGUCAUAGAACUAUAAUUAUAUAACAAUUAUCAAGUGAAUAUAGGAUACGAGAUAGGAUAUCAAUUAUCAUUACCUAUAUUAUAGUGAUAGAUGAUUAUUCAUGAAUGAGAUUAUACCGACGUAUAGUAUAUUUAAUAUUAUUAAACCCUGUUUCUACCACAUUCAUAAUAAUAUAAAAGAACGUCAAUCAUUUUAAUAUCAGUGACAUAGUAAUAACAACACCAACUAAAACAAUAAUAAUGAUAAUAAAAAUAACAACAGUAACAGUACAAACAUCUUCUCUCAAUGAUGGAAUCGUAUAUAGAUUUUUCCAUAGGUAGUGUUAUAAACUUUGUUUGAUUCAAUCUACCGAAAUUCAGGGUUUCUACUGCGUUACACUGUUGUGACGAUUUUUAUUAUUAUUAUUAUCAUCAGGAUCAUUAUCGUUACUAUUUUCAUAUCAUAUGGUAUAUAACCAGAGAUUUCGAGCUGAUAUAUAAUUGGAGAGAAUAAUGGAAUGGUUUCAACUUCUUUACAUAAUAUACUAUAAAGUUCUGAAAAACAAAUUAUCUUGCCAAAGUUAUGGUAAAAAAAUAAUCAAGGGUAUUAUUGAUGAUCAGAUUUGAAAAUAAUGGUCAGCGUUGAAGGGGAAAUGUACGUAUAACGAUGCAUUUCGAUUAUUUCCAUACUUGAAUGUUUUACUUUUUGUUUUGUUGAUACAGACUUGAAAGAACACAAAUUACUAUUAUCAGACUUAUUUGAAUUACUGCGGUUAAAUAUUUUUAAGCCUUCUUCGCCGUCGUCGAAAAACCAUCCCUUCUGUAUUACGCACAAUCCACUCAAUUCAAGAUACACACGCAAAGGUGCUAGAGCAACGUUGCGACAUGACAAUUACCUAUAUUGUACAUAUAUCAUGUGUUUGGAUGCGCGACGUGGAAUUAUUUGUAUCGUUACACACAUGAAUCGUUGGAAGAUGAAUAAUUAUGAUUGUACCAACGUAGUUAGAUUUUAUCAUGAACUAUUUUUAAUUGGGAUAAUUACUAAGGUAUUUUGUUUCGAGGCAAAAGUUCUUCUUUUUGUAUUUUUUUGUCGUUUUUACGUACAGCUGAAAAUUUUGUUGCUUAAGGCGAAAAAAAGAUUAUCGCUUAAGGAUAUCUUUCAAAUCCAAUAUUAAAAGGUCGCUCUCGGAUUUCGCAGUUCUUUUAUUUCACGCAUUAUCGUUUAAUCACGUGUAGGUGUCAGUUUCUUCAUAUUUUUACACCUCAACUGCAUUCCAUGAUAUAGAUGUGAUCAUAGAGACAUUUUAUAGAGAAUCCAAUUCUU
Molecule: messenger RNA, 4958 nt
Organism: Neodiprion virginianus
Lineage: Eukaryota; Metazoa; Arthropoda; Insecta; Hymenoptera; Diprionidae
Gene: Mmp1
Product: matrix metalloproteinase-14
Exons: 10
Coding region: 813-2615 (600 amino acids)
Biological process (GO): extracellular matrix organization; proteolysis; collagen catabolic process
Cellular component (GO): extracellular matrix
Molecular function (GO): zinc ion binding; metalloendopeptidase activity
Source: RefSeq, a predicted model, not a curated record